Messenger RNA from Magnolia sinica, 1073 nucleotides. RefSeq lists its product as uncharacterized. The record is from RefSeq and is a predicted model, not a curated record. Lineage: Eukaryota; Viridiplantae; Streptophyta; Magnoliopsida; Magnoliales; Magnoliaceae. The transcript is spliced from 3 exons. The coding region runs from base 107 to 892 and encodes 261 amino acids.
AAGAAAAACAAUAAUCGUCAGAAAGUGAAAACCCUCUGUCCCAACUUUCCUUUCAUCCCAAAUCCCCUUCUCUCUCUCUCUCUCAGUACACAAAAAAUCCUCUGCCAUGGAGAAUCACAGGAUUCCACCUCUCAACUUAGCUUAUUAUUACCAAGGAAAGAGCAUUGAAGAAUUGAGGCAUUCUCUCUUAUGCACGACACUGGAAUUGGAAACUACGCGACUUGCAGCCAAGGAAGAAAUAAGAAGAAAGGAUGAUGAGCUGAAGCAACUCAAGGAUCUGUUGGUGACAGCCACUAGAGAGAAAGACGAAGCCAAUGACAAGUACCAAACCCUCCUCCUCCGACUUCAACAGCAGCAGCAGCAGCAGCAGCAGCAGCAACAGCUGCAGCAGCAUCAGCAAGAUGAUGGACAAGUCCCAAGAGGAGAUUCGAAUGCGGGUAUAUCAUCGUCCGAGUGCGAAGAAAGCAUUGUCUCCGAGCCGUCAUUGAUACAGCCUUUCAGCAUCUUAGAUUCAGAAGCUACAGCGACUACGGCAGGGUUACUUCCUCUGCCAGAGAAGGGGAAGCUGCUACAGGCAGUGAUGAAGGCUGGCCCACUCCUUCAAACGCUUCUCCUUGCAGGUCCCUUGCCUCAGUGGCGCCACCCUCCACCUCCACUCGACACCCUUGAAAUCCCUCCCGUUACAAUCCCUGGCACAGCACUCAACACCACCAACACCAACAAAGACAACACCACCAACAAUCUUCAGCAGCUCUCAAUCAAUAUUGAUUAUGAUAACAACAACAACAACAACAACCACAACCACAACAGCAAGAGGUCCCUGUUCAACUGCCAUGGAACGGUGGGAAUCAUAUCUACGAGGUGGGAAAGACCAAAGGUAGUAAGUAGAUGAUGGGUUAGCUUACUUUGUGAUGUGGGUUGGUGGGUGGCCAACAACUCCAGCCCUACUUGUCGGAGAGAGGGGUCCCAAUGGCAGUGCAGCUGCUUACCUGCUCUUCAACUGUAUUAAUUAUUCUUGCUAGCCACUAAACUUUUGAGUUGCUCCUAUUUUUUAUGGCAUUUGUCUUUUAUCA